AGACGUCUCUCCUUCCCUCUCGUAUGCCCUUUGCGUCUCCAUCUCUCUCUCUCUCUCUUCCUCCUAAGAACCAGUCAAAAAAUUGAUUGUAACCUCCUCGUCCUUCUCUCUUUGACUCCUCUUUGAAUUUCUAGUCACCGAUUUAGGGCUUCCGAGCUUUUCUCGCCACUUCCUUCUUCUCUCGGUUUCCUUUUCCGUCUCCAGUUUUUCGAAAUUUGAAUUCCCUUUCCUUAUUAGAUUUCGAAAUCAUCAUGAUCUCUGCUUCGAUCAGAUCUUAAAAUAUCUAUAUAAUAAUUAUCUUCCUAGAUAGCUAUAUAGAUAUAUUUUCUGCUGGAUCGGCUUAGGGUUUAUAAUCAUGGUGGGAACUCAAGCUCUUAAAAGCUAUGGAAUCACGAAGCCGCUCUCUGUUUCUGGUCCUUCCGCGGCUGAUUUGAAGCGUAAUUUGGAGCUGGAGAAGUUUCUGGUUGAUGAGGGGCUGUACGAGAGCAAGGAGGAAACCAUGCGGAGAGAGGAAGUUCUUGGACGCAUUGAUCAGAUUGUAAAAGAGUGGGUGAAAGAGUUAACUCAUCAGAGGGGAUAUUCAGAUCAGAUGAUGGAGGACGCUAACGCUCUCAUUUUCACUUUUGGAUCUUACCGCCUUGGAGUGCACGGACCUGGGGCUGAUAUUGAUACUUUAUGUGUUGGCCCGUCUUAUGUUAACCGAGAGGAGGAUUUCUUCAUCAUCUUGCGUGAUAUAUUGGCUGAGAUGGAAGAGGUGACUGACCUUCAACCUGUUACCGAUGCCCAUGUCCCUGUCAUGAAAUUUAAGUUCCAAGGAAUAUCUAUUGAUCUUUUGUAUGCUAGCAUCUCACUUCUUGUUGUGCCACAGGAUCUGGAUAUCUCCAACUCUUCUGUGCUUUCUGAUGUUGAUGAGCAAACUGUCCGCAGUCUCAAUGGUUGCAGAGUUGCUGAUCAGAUUCUUAAACUCGUUCCAAAUUUCGAGCACUUCCGGACAACAUUAAGAUGCAUGAAGUACUGGGCUAAGAGGCGUGGGGUCUAUUCAAAUGUUACUGGAUUUCUUGGUGGCGUAAACUGGGCGCUUCUGGUUGCACGCCUGUGCCAGCUUUAUCCAAAUGCUAUUCCCAGUAUGUUGGUUUCUCGAUUCUUUAGAGUGUAUACACAAUGGCGUUGGCCGAAUCCAGUCAUGCUCUGUGCAAUAGAAGAGGAUGAGCUUGGGAUUCCUGUCUGGGAUCCGCGAAAGUAUCACCGUGACCGCUAUCAUCUUAUGCCAAUAAUAACUCCUGCUUACCCAUGCAUGAAUUCUAGUUACAAUGUCUCUCAAAGCACUCUUCGUGUUAUGAUGGAGCAAUUCCAGUAUGGUAACAAGAUCUGUCAGGAGAUUGAGUUAAACAAACAACACUGGAGUUCCUUAUUUGAGCAAUAUAUGUUCUUCGAGGCAUAUAAAAACUACCUUCAGGUUGAUGUACUAGCAGCAGAUGCAGAAGAUUUAUUGGCUUGGAAGGGUUGGGUGGAGUCAAGGUUCCGGCAGCUGACCUUGAAGAUAGAACGAGACACAAAUGGGAUGUUAAUGUGCCAUCCUCAACCAAAUGAGUACGUGGACACUUCCAAGCAGUUUCGGCAUUGUGCUUUUUUCAUGGGCUUGCAAAGGGCAGAAGGAUAUGGUGGCCAAGAGUGUCAACAGUUUGAUAUACGUGGAACUGUGGAUGAGUUCAGGCAAGACGUAAACAUGUAUAUGUUUUGGAGACCUGGGAUGGACGUAUUUGUUUCUCAUGUUCGUAGACGGCAGCUCCCUCCUUUUGUUUUUCCAAACGGAUACAAAAGGUUUCGGCAACCCAAGCUCCAGAAUCAACAAGGCGGAGAACCUGGUGAGCCGGUUGAAUCUUUGUCCGCCAAUGUUGAGAGACAUGCCAAGAGAAAAAACGACAAUGAAUUGAUGGAUACAAGGCCAGAGAAACCUGAGAAGCGUGCAUCUGUUAGUCCACCUAGUGUAGAUGUAGUUUCUCCUGAAAGUAGUGCUAUCACAACUGGUGGGACUCCCCCGAUUGGCAUUGUUUCAGGUCCUAGAACCGAAUGCUUAGUAACUAGUGAUAUUGGUUGCUCCAUCCCUAAUGAUCUUAACUCUGGUAGCAAGCAAAACGUAGAAGUGGAUAAUAGGUCUCUAGUUCAAGGCUGUCGUGACCUGGCUGAGCCUGUAGGAAAGGAUGCGAGACCUGAUCCUAGUGUUGUGGUAACAUGUGAAGGUGGGCAGAAUAAAGAAAAAGGUCGUGUUGUGGACUCUGCAUCUAUCAAUGACACUGACAAGCAACGUCUUCCAAGGAGACCAAAUCUGAAAGAGGAUGUUGAUAGAGUUGAGAGGGAAUCCAUGUUAGGAGAAAUUGCUGAUGGUGUUUUGCAGAAUGGAUUAUGUAGGCGGAGCCUUGAUCAUGAGGGUUUUUUGGCUGCUGCAAGUUUGGAUUCAUCUGGGGAACAUAGAAACUUGCAUUCAGAUGGAUUGUUGAAAAGUGGUUUGUCAGAAGAACUUCAGACAAAUAAUUUACUCAUGGGGAUGGGGAGGCCGGAAGACGGAGCUAGGUCAGAAUCAUUGCAGAAUUCACUGAUGAGGCAUGUACUUUUGCAACCCAUUGUUAAUUUAUGCAAAUCAUGAUCUCUUUAUGCUCUUUUUUUUGGUGUUUUCUUGGUAUUUUUUUGUAGCAGCAACAGGUUGGGCUUGAAGUCGAUAGUGUGAGGGUCUCAGCAAUCGUAAUGAGAGCCUGCAAAUAAAGAAAAGGAUAAAGACCAAAAAACAAAAAUAAAUAAAUAAGAAGAAUCAGAGCAACUAACUGUUGCUUUGGUGGACUACAGCUUCCAGAAUUCGACACUCAUUGGUAAGCACACCUAAUUUUGAAAAAAGAAAAGCUUAAAAAGGAGGAAAAAAAGAUUUCAAAAAACCAAAAAGAUGGAAGGAUAAAAAAAAGGAAAAAAAAAAAGAGAACUUUCAAAUGAUUUUGUUUGUUUGGUGGGAUAUGGGGCGAGUAUCCAAACGCUGGGGUGAGCGAGCUUGAAUAACUGUGGUUGGGACGUAAAGGCCAUGCCUUGUUCAGUGCUCCGGAAGGAAGUUGGGAGAGUUAGGUGUGAAGCUUGGUGCUGGUUCAUUGCAUUUUGUCUGAGAAUUGCAAAUUGCAGAGAAGAGAAUCAGUGAGGUCGCCAUGAAAGAAGGCAAGUGAGGUGUAUCUGUUUGCCUUUUUGCAGGGUAUUUCAGAUUCUUCUAUUAUGUAUUUUUUGUAAGCUUUCAGAGUGAAAUCUUUCAAUGUUAUAUGAUUUUCGGCAUGAAAACCGUCUGUUGCUACUCGCUUCUUUCA
Brassica rapa (field mustard) is the source of this 3338-nucleotide messenger RNA. Its product is annotated as nuclear poly(A) polymerase 2. NCBI's taxonomy places the organism in Eukaryota, Viridiplantae, Streptophyta, Magnoliopsida, Brassicales, Brassicaceae. Gene Ontology annotation, cellular component: nucleus. The record is from RefSeq and is a predicted model, not a curated record. Gene Ontology annotation, biological process: RNA 3'-end processing. Gene Ontology annotation, molecular function: RNA binding; poly(A) RNA polymerase activity.